This is a messenger RNA of Rodentolepis nana, 1290 nucleotides long. The record is from the annotation of a GenBank genome assembly. NCBI's taxonomy places the organism in Eukaryota, Metazoa, Platyhelminthes, Cestoda, Cyclophyllidea, Hymenolepididae.
AUGAUGAAUGUAUCUGAGAAUAUGACUGAUUGUAGUUCGACGGUAGAUGUUCGCGCUCGACGUAGAAAACUUCAUACUGAAGCAGAACAGCGCCGUAGGGACGCAAUAAAGCGCGGCUUUGACAGUUUACUCGAGCUCAUACCCUCUACGAAAGCCGGUGCGGCCAAUUCACGUUUUAGAAUGAGCAAAGCGACUAUUUUAAACAGAUGUAAUUAUCUUAUUUCACAUUAUCUUGUAGCCAUUUCUAUGAUACUUAAAGGAUCGAAAAUUCAGAACCAAAAACGCAUGGAAAUUGAAAUGCUUAAAAACAAGGUUCAAGCUCUAAAAAUUCUUAAAUCAAGUUACGAACGUAUGUCAAGUGCCUCUAACUAUACGACAGAAAACGAGGAUACAGCAAUAACUGAACAGUAUAAACUUCAACUUUUUCAAAUGUUUAUGGAAAGCCUAUUUCAAUCUUUCGAUGCCACUGUCACAGAAUCGACUUUUUCUGUACUAUCAGAUCAAAUUGUUAAUUGGCUUGAAAAUACAUGCAAACCUGAGUUGUUACAUCGUAUCAUGGAGCAUUUAUUGGAUACCACUCUACAAGAUGGAUAUAAUAUACCGAACUCCCAGCCACAAAGAACACAACAAGCUCCCCCUCAACCCCAAAAUACAAUGUUUGAAGUCCAGACAGCUACUGAUUGUAUGGGAGAGCAGCCGAGAAUACCAUCUAAUUCCUAUCGCCGGCAAUCAUCAAAACCUUCCAAUAGUCUUGAGGCCUCACACGAAUCACCUUUUCUCACACCAGAUUCACCUAUGAAUGUGCCUGAUUGUUAUCAACAGUCAUCUGCCCCAGGUUUUCAACGUGUUGUCUUUGACCCAUCCCCUACCUUUGAGACACCGCACUCCAUUUAUUCUGAUCAGUCUCAGCAGCAUUUACAGCAACAGUCGGGUUAUAUGCGUCAUCAACCCCUCUUUCAAAUGCACAGUUAUCAGUCAUCAGAUGGUGGGAACGCUGGUAAAUUUUCAAUGGAGAUGCCAUCAAAUCCUCUUCAACGACAUUCGUCGGUUACAUCUCCUUCACAAUCUUCUCUCUUUCAACGAUCGCCAGGCUAUAGCGGAAUAUGUACCAAUCGAAGUUUGGUGGUAAACAGUUCUCUUCCAGCACAUAAUUUAGGGGCAGUUACUUCUUACGUUUCUCACCAACAAGAGGGCUUAUUUACAACACCACAAGUGCCGUAUAGUAGUGGCGUUGGUGGUGAUCACAUGCUAUUACCGAGUGGAACUUUUACGAAACAGAAUCCAUUUUAG